AUGAAUCCAUCUCAAACACGCAUUAUUCUACCGACGAACGCCACGAGUGCUGCCAAUCCUCUUGCAGAUACUAUUCCAACGACGAUUGCUCACGAUACAGUAGUACAGACGAAUCGUGAGGGUGAACCACCCGAAUAUCGUGAAAUUAAGACAACUGAACAAAUUCUUGAGCCGAUUCUAUUAGAAAAAGCUCCACUAGCAAAAAUGAUGACAAAGAAAACAACAACAACAACAGUUGAAGAAGUACCAACGGUUCCAACUUCAAGGAUAACAACGACUAUCCAAGAGAUACCCGCCUCAACGAACUAUGUAUUGAAACAAGCAAAUGAAUUUAAACCGAUAGCUGUAAUCUCUGAUACUACGCCCAUCAAUAGUGUCAACAAUCAGAUUGUUGGAACAACGAAUACGGGUAGUUUGACAACACCAGGCAAAAUUGUCGGCGAUUUAGAACCAGUCAUUUCAGAACAGUAUGUAACUACAGUGGCCGAACCAGUGACAAAGAAAGUCAUCAAAACUGUAACCCACGAAACCAAUAAUUAA
Molecule: messenger RNA, 540 nt
Organism: Rotaria sp. Silwood2
Lineage: Eukaryota; Metazoa; Rotifera; Eurotatoria; Philodinida; Philodinidae
Source: the annotation of a GenBank genome assembly